Chaetomium fimeti is the source of this 606-nucleotide messenger RNA. RefSeq lists its product as uncharacterized. Lineage: Eukaryota; Fungi; Ascomycota; Sordariomycetes; Sordariales; Chaetomiaceae. The record is from RefSeq and is a predicted model, not a curated record. Bases 85 to 606 code for a protein of 173 amino acids. The transcript has 3 exons.
GUUUUGCAUACCACGACCGAGCUGUAGCGACUAUCUUAUUCUCAGGGAACCAGAGUCUCAUUAACGCCAGCCACUUCCGUCGCCAUGGCGAACACACAAUCCGCUACCAACAACCAGCGUCAGACUAGCUUUUCCAGAUUUCUAGCCCUUCUCUUAGAGAUUCCUGUCCUCGGUGUUCUCAUCCAUAUUAGUGUGAAUGAGCACCGUACUAGCGUUGUCAAACUUUUUGGCGUUGUACUCGCUAUCUUGGUCAACGCCAUUCAGUUAUAUGCUCUACCACCCACCCUGCCAGCCAAGUCGAAUAAUCCGCUACACUUUUUCCCUUCUCCGUGGUCCGUCCUCUGGGACAUGGUUAUUAUGGUACUUAUGGGCGCCAGCAUUCUGUAUGACUGGAUCGACUCCUGGUCUCGCUUCGAAGACGGCCAUCCGGUUCAAUACACCACGCUUUUUACCGCACAGUUUUACCUGGUGUAUGCGGUACUGGCGACACAUGGCUUUCUUAUAUUUGCGUCUGUUUACAGGAUUUACGGGCUUUACGUGGCAAGACAAGAGGAGCAUCAGGGAGCGCAUGUGGAACAGCCCGUGAGGAUGGACAAUUUGGUCUAA